AUGAUGCAUUAACUAUAGAAAUGUAUAAAUUUGACCAAAUGUUCCAAUUAAUUAUUUUUAGAAAGGCAUAUCAUAAUAUUUUUACUAAGAUGUUAAUUUAUAUAGAAAGUAAUCAAUAUUUAAUUGAUUUAAUUUGAUAAAAUAUAAGAUAAAGCAAAAAUCAAAUUUGUAACUAUUCAUUUUAAGAGAAAGAACAAUGUUAUCAGCAGAAGAUUUACUUUCAUCUGA
Molecule: messenger RNA, 228 nt
Organism: Paramecium octaurelia
Lineage: Eukaryota; Ciliophora; Oligohymenophorea; Peniculida; Parameciidae
Source: the annotation of a GenBank genome assembly